AUGUCUUCCAUUCCUUCCAAGGCAUCAUUGAACCAGAAGAAGCCCAAUGGAUUGCGCGCAACGCUCAGGCGCAUGUUCUCAAGCAAGAAACACAGAUCCGUACCCACUGAUACAAGUGGCUUUCACUACAAUGAUACGGGACAUCUCAAACCAGUCACAGAGCAGCCGAUUCGGACACGACUGGAAUCGGCUCCCCAAUUGGGAUCAGACACAAACUUGCGAGGAGCCGCGCUAACUUCACAUUCCAAUCCAUAUCCUCAGGUUGAAGCUGUUCACCAGAGCUUACCCCCUCCUCCGCGGCGCGGGCGUCGCAACACUCUACCCAGUCUCGUCUUCAGCGACAUACAGUCAAUUCUCGUGCCUGCGGUUGUUGACUGGCCAGAACCGCAACCGUCCUCAGUGGAACAGAGGUCAAAGGAAGAUGGUGUCUCGGAUCGUCAGUUCAAGCGGCGAUCGAGGAGCGCAGACGCCCUCAGCGAACUUGUUCACCAAGGCAGCGAUAAACGCCCUUCCACUCGUGACCGAGCAGGUGAAAUUGCUUACUGGCGCAAUAGCGCCAUCCAAAACCCUGUUCCUGUGUACAGUGGCCAAUCGAUCUCGGUAGAUCCCACACACGUCUUGGGAUCAGACAACCCGAUGGCGGAAUCGGAGCGUGGUCGUUCCACCGUCGAGCCUAUGCAGACUUUUGACUUUGGCCUUGGAAGUCCAGAGCGGGAUGAGAUCGGACUGGAGCAGAGAGUCAACACUCUAGAGAUCAAGCUCUACGACUUUGAAUUUGCGUUGGCCAAGCUCCAAGGCAACGACUUGCCAAAUCCGAGGUUAAACCAGAAACCAUUCGGUCAAGGCACGAUGCCGGACACGUUCUUUCACAAUACGACGAACUUGACCUUGACAAGCGGAUCGUCGAAUGAUUUGAGCUAUCUUUCUUCUGGCGAAGCUCGGGAUUUUACAUUCUUGUCUUCUCCUGGCGAGUCACCGGCCCCUUCUCCAGAAGUCGAUGAUGUGUUCAAUCCUCAAAGAGCGAGCAGAGCCACAACUGCCACGAUCAGACCCGCGACCGCGAGACGGAGGUCGCCCAGACGUUCAAGAGGGAAUUCGCCGUCGUCGAUUCAUAUUCCUCCUGAAAAGUUUGAGGCUUUGCUGGAAAUGAUGAAAGAGGAAAAGGCGGCUCGACAAAAACUGGAAGAGCAGGUAUCCGAACUCCAGAAGGAAAUGGACAGCAUGAGGACUCCGGUCUACGCGACGAUCAGAGAACCAUACCCAACACCUAGUCCCGACUCAAAGCAGAACUUGUCUGGCACGCCAACUCGAAUGAAAACACUGCAUCGAACCCAUCCAUUUCAAUUAGACCAUUUGCCCAAGGAAAUAUCUCGUUUUAGUGGGACAGAAGAUUCAGAUGCGGAAGAAGGAUUCGAGGACGUCUACGAAACCCCUCGGGAGCAACAACGUGAUACAUUUGAGACGGCAAGGGAUUCACAGCAAGUGGCAGUUAUAUGA
Molecule: messenger RNA, 1497 nt
Organism: Fonsecaea pedrosoi CBS 271.37
Lineage: Eukaryota; Fungi; Ascomycota; Eurotiomycetes; Chaetothyriales; Herpotrichiellaceae
Exons: 1
Coding region: 1-1497 (498 amino acids)
Source: RefSeq, a predicted model, not a curated record